Molecule: messenger RNA, 555 nt
Organism: Hansenula ciferrii
Lineage: Eukaryota; Fungi; Ascomycota; Saccharomycetes; Phaffomycetales; Wickerhamomycetaceae
Exons: 1
Coding region: 1-555 (184 amino acids)
Source: RefSeq, a predicted model, not a curated record
AUGACUUUGGUCAUUGAUUUAUCAUGUAUAAUGAUCAUUUUUUAUAAAUACAAUUUUAUCAAGUUCAAACUACAAAUCAGGAUAGAAUCUCAAUCAGAACAAGUGAAAAGAGCCAGAUAUGAAAAAACCUGGAAAUUUGUUAUUGAAAAAAACGAAUUAACACCUGGCUUGAUGGAAAACCUACAUAUGUUCAAUCUGGGACAUAUAAAACAUUAUUACUUCUCAAAUAAAGCAAAAAGAAACUGCUAUGGUUGUGAUGCUCAACAAGAAACCUUAUUACAUCCAUUUAAAAGAUGCUCUUUCUCCAAUGAAUUAUCAAAUGGAAUAGGGUUUGGGAGAAUUUUAUGUUCACCUUUUAGUCUAAAAGGUCUUACCACUCCAGCUGAACAUACAACAAAUGUCAAGAUUAUGAGACGUAUGUCAAUUUACACUGAAGUUUUAAUUAAGAGUAGAGGUCUAAGAAGAAAUGGAUUGUCAUCUAGAGAGGCAAUUACAGCUACAAAAUUCCAAAUGAAGAUUGCAGAAAGAAAAUAUGGGUUUGGAAGUUAUGUUUAA